This is a messenger RNA of Doryrhamphus excisus (bluestripe pipefish), 3346 nucleotides long. The record is from RefSeq and is a predicted model, not a curated record. Lineage: Eukaryota; Metazoa; Chordata; Actinopteri; Syngnathiformes; Syngnathidae.
CACUGAAUAAUAAUCUAUUUAAGAUACGUGAGUGACUUGUCCGAAAUCAGGCACGCGCAUGCGCGCUAGUAAACAGCACCACUCCUCCACAGAAUUCAACAGUUGUCCCGACAACCAGAAGGAAGCGCAGGGGGAAAAAAGCCAAACUUUUUAAAAGUCGAUAAUACGACGACUUAUUAUUUUAUUUACCCGAGUUCCAGUGGAGUUUUCAGCAGAAAACAAAGGCCCAUGUUGCCAAGCCGCCAAGGUGUUGGGGCAGCCCGCGGGCGAGGUGCUAAGGAGCGGCAGGCUGGGAAUCCGAGCAGAAGAGUCGGUGAAGAGAGACGACAGGGAGUCGGUGUUCAGGAGUCUCUCGACGGCUCUCGAUAUGAAGGAGAGUUUGUUAAUGGCCUCAAACACGGCAAGGGGAGGUACACCUGGAAAAGUGGAGAGCUCUAUGAAGGCUCAUUCUACAAAGACUACAGACAUGGUGAUGGAGUAUACUGCUGGCCAUCAGGCCACAAAUUCAUUGGCAAAUUUUACCUCAACUGGAGAGAAGGAUAUGGACAACAACUGUUUCCAGAUGGAGCUACAUUUAAGGGUUUGUACCAUGCAGACCAGAGGUUCGGUCCAGGCGUUCUUAGUGAGCCAUCAGGACAUCAGGAUGUGGGACUUUGGCAUGGGAAACAUCUGAUACAACUUUGUAACUCUGUACAAGACAGCUUCAGUCUGAAAAAUGUCUCUGGAUAUGCUGAAAACUUAGCGGAAACGUCUACAUCAUAUCAGAAUCAGCCAAAGAAACAUGAUAAUUUGCUGCUACAGGAUGAUAAUACCAUUCUUCCAACUGGGAUUGAGUAUUACUCUUCGGAUAGUGACCACCUACACUUCCCCCCAGAGAAAAGAAGAGAGUUUGACCAACAUUUUUAUGGCCAGUUGUGGGAGCCAGAUGAUCAUCCAUACCAAGGCUACAAAAGGGACCCACUCUCCACUCUGCCCUUAAAAACCCGAAUACUGGCUCACAUUCACAAACACAGACGACUGGCUGAAAACUUGGACUGGGACGUUGCAGCAAUUCUCUCAUUAAAAAGGGACAGUUUUGGUCCUAAGGGACCUCUGGAAGUCACAUCAGAACUGUUGAUCCGGCAAGCUGCUACAGGAGAACGAGAGUCUGUUUUAAAGAUUCUUCUGGAUGGCCUUGUUCACCCCGAUGUAGAAGAUUCUCUGGGACACACUGCACUGAUUGCCGCCACAGUAAACUGCCAUGAUGAUGUGAUUCACUUGUUGUUAGAUAUGGGAGCUGAUAUUGACAAGCUCAAUUAUGAGGGUUUGUCAGCUUUGUCGGUGUGUCAUGUACUUUACUAUCCUUUUCAGUCUUUGUACAUGUUUUCUGGACCUCCAGCCAAAGCACGUGUAUGUGACUUCACUACUGACUCAUCCAGCCCAAACAACAGACAUCAGACAAGUGAUACACACCAGACCAACCAGGAUCACCUCUCUGAUCAGACAAGAGAAGAUCUAUCAGGAUGUAUCUGUUUUCAUCCCAACAUGUGCAGUGAGCUUUCAAGUGGCCUAAGUGGACCCAUGACCCCUGGAGUAUAUCACUUUCAGGAAAAGGACAGAGAAGACAAAGUUCAAACUGGACAAGAGAGAAAAUGGAAAGAUGUUUAUAGUGUAGGAAAUGAUGCUGAAUUGAGCGAAAGUGGAAAUAUAGUUAUGACAAAUUUUAAUGAGGCUGGGAGCUGGGAGGAAGAUGAGAAGAACCAGAAAGAGAAGGCGCUACUUUCAAAGCACUCCAUUCCGGUGAUGGAUGGCCACAUUGUAUUGGGUAAUGUGGAGUGGCAAGAAUAUUCAUCAAUUAAGCACCACAUUGACAAAGACAUGACCCCAGCACAAUCCUUUUCCUCUACCUGUUCCAUGUACAGCUACAACAUAAAGGUCACAGAGGACGAUCUGCAAACUGCAGCUGAAACUCUGAGUCACACUGGAUGCUCCCAACACUCUUAUACUCAGGAGAUUGUACACAGAAUGGCUGCAAUGAAGUUGGAGCAUCGUGCUCGUUUGAGCACACUGAAGCUGUUAUUGGAUCGGGGAGCUGACCCCAACAUUUCCAGCGUCCCGUUCCCUGUCAUGUUUUUGGCCAUUAUGGGAGCAGAUACUGAGGCUGUCGAGAAACUUCUACUGUGUGGAGCUCAAACAGAUAUCUCUCUCCCACCGGAGUGGAAAGGACUUUACCCUCUACAUGUGGCUGCAACACUGCCAGGCCCUGAAGGUCCCAAAAUCACAGAAGUGCUUCUGCAUGCUUUGGCUAACCCAGAUGCACGGGCAGGCGACCAUGAAGGAAUUUAUCUACACGAUAAGGUUUCCAUGAUGACCAAAAAAACACAAAGGGCUGAGAAGCCAUCUGAUCGAAACACGCAGCCAUGUACCCAGGAUGAGCUCUGCCAACCUGAUAAGGUGUGUACUACGAGUGUGAAGCCAUGCCCUUUAGAAGGAGGUCGAACAGCUCUGCACAUGGCUUGCCAGCGAGACACUGAUCACCGUAAUGCCAGCAAAGUGGUAUCCCUCUUGCUCUCCCACGGGGCCAAAACUGACCUCCAUUGGAGUGGACAUUCAGCUCUUUCUCUAGCAAUAUCAAGUGGCAAUGACAUGGCAGUAGCAGAGCUCUUAAAAGCAGGUGCUGAUCCCAACCUUCCCUUGGGUCGUAGAGUGGGUAACGCCCUUUGCGCCCUCGGUAACUUCAACUACCGUUUAGAUGGCAAACGAGCAAAAUUGUUGGACAUGUUAGAAAAGGCUGGUGCUGACAUGCUGAUGCCUGUUCAGGUCGGCGACUCUAUUGGAAAUGUAGUCGACUACGCAUAUAACUCCUUCAAUCAGGACUUGCGUAUUGCCAACACACCAUUCCAUGCUCUCAGCAUGGAGGAGAGAGAAACAUUCAAAGUACGUCGCAACAUUCUGAGCAUGAUGGGAGAUCUGUUGAGACAGACUGCUAUUCAGAGAGAGAAAGAGCAGUUGGAGAAAGAAGGCAACCUCAUACUGAAUCGUGACAAUUUUUCUGAUGAUGCCAAAUCAAGCUCAAGCAAUCAAAGUGGACUUUCCAUGGCAGUGAAACAAAGGACCCCAUUAUUUAAGUUCUGCUACCACUGUGGUCGCUCUAUUAUUGUGAGGUUAACUCCUUGUACUCGUUGCCGCAAAGUUGUUUACUGCUCUGCAACCUGUAAACUCAAAGCUUGGGAUAAGAGACACAAGGAAGAGUGUCGGUAAGAGUCAAGUGGGAAUCAGAACCCUUUUUACAAAGUAACCUCAGGACUAACAAGAUGUGACAUGCUGCAAAAUGAGCUUAUGCCUGAUUUUAUUUGACCCAAUAAAC